Messenger RNA from Schizophyllum commune H4-8, 1883 nucleotides. RefSeq names its product ENTH-domain-containing protein. NCBI's taxonomy places the organism in Eukaryota, Fungi, Basidiomycota, Agaricomycetes, Agaricales, Schizophyllaceae. Gene Ontology annotation, biological process: Golgi to endosome transport; endocytosis. Bases 120 to 1754 code for a protein of 544 amino acids. The record is from RefSeq and is a predicted model, not a curated record. Gene Ontology annotation, molecular function: phospholipid binding; clathrin binding. Gene Ontology annotation, cellular component: plasma membrane; clathrin vesicle coat; endosome. The transcript has 9 exons.
CGAGCCGCCACGCCUCCGGGCGCGUUUCCUUCUCAAUUCUUCCUUCAGCUGCGUCCUUGCGACCAGCGGACACCAGAAAUCGCCAUCUCUGACCUGCGCGAAAGCGAGAAACAGCCGAGAUGGACAAGCUUGAAUCCCUCUCGAACCAGCUCUCCCAAAUCACGAUGUACGACAUCAAGUCGAUGUACAACCAGGCUAAGAACAUCGUCUUGAAUGUCUCUGAGGUUGAAGCGCUAGUCGCCGAGGCCACGAACGACGAGCCAUGGGGAGCCUCAUCGACCCUCAUGCAGAACAUCGCCAAUAAGACAUUCAACUACCCGGAAUUCAACGAGAUCAUGCCCGCUAUAUACUCGCGAUUCAUGGAGAAGGAGGCGCGGCAGUGGCGGCAGAUCUACAAGGCUCUGCAGUUGCUGGAAUACCUCGUGAAGAACGGCUCGGAGCGCGUCGUGGACGACGCGCGGUCGCAUCUGUCCACUAUCAAGAUGCUCCGCAGCUUCCACUACAUAGAUGACAAGGGGAAGGACCAGGGCCUGAACGUCCGAAACCGCUCCCGCGAACUCGCCGAGCUGCUCUCCGAUGUGGAGAAGAUCCGCUCGGAACGCCGCAAAGCCAAGGCGAACAAGAACAAGUACAUUGGUACAGGGAAUGACGGCUUGUCCUUCUCCAGCGGCGGUAGCCGAUAUGGCGGCUUUGGCAGUGAUAGCCUUGGCGGCGGAGGGUACUCGGGCUCAUCUUUCAGCGGCGGAUAUUCCGGCUCAGCGGGAUACAGUGGCAGCGGAGGCUUCGCGUCAAGUUCGUCUGGCUUCCGCGACGACACGUCAAGGCGUGGGUUCGAGGAGUACGACGCCGGUGCCGAUGAGGAGUCUUCCCGGCCCGCACGGUCCAGCUCUGUCCGGUCUGCAGCUACGAGCUCGCGCAGUGCCGCCCAGGAGCGCAGGCAAACGGCACCUCCAGCUCCAAAGCAGCCAGAGCCGGUCGUCGACCUCCUUGGGGGCUUCGACGACGAGCCGACGCCCGCCCCGGCGCCUGCUAACAAUCAAAACAAGGCCCUGCCCGCGCUGGGUGGUGGUGAUGACGAUGAUUUCGCUGACUUCCAGGCCGCGCCAACAACGCCUGCGCCGGCUCCGGCAGCAGCGGCAGCAAAGCCCAACCUGAUGGACUUGCUCAACUCGACACCGUCUACCGCGUCCGCCCCAGUGUCCGCGGCGCCGAUGGCGUCUCCGCCCGCGUACGGGCAGCAAACCUUCGGUGCCUACGGCAUGGGUAUGGGCCAGCCCGGGAUGGGCAUGGGCUACGGCCAGCCUCAGCAAGCUGCCAUGGGGAUGGGGAUGGGGAUGCAGCCGCAAGCUAUGGGCCACCAGCCGAUGGGCAGCAUGAGCGGCGGCAUGGGCAUGGGCAUGGGCGGCCGCCCCGCGUCCAUCGCCACCUCGCCCAUGCAACCCGCCAUGGCCGCCUCUCCGCCGCCAAUGCGCCCCGUGUCGACGUCGACCUCCUCUUCGUCCGCCGCGACGCCGAAGAGCGCGAGCGCGUUCGACGAUCUGUGGAGCAUGUCGCUGGGUGGCAGUGGGUCGAAGCCGAGCACGCCGGUCGCGGGUGCGGGAAAGAGCAUUAAGGACUUGCAGAAGGAUAAGGUGAACCAGAGCUUGUGGGGUGCGGGUGGUGGCACGGGCAUGGGAGGAGCAAUGGGCGCGCCGAAGCCGGCGGCGUCGAACAGCGGGAGCUUCGGGGGAGGGAAUGAUGACCUUCUGCUGUAAGUGGGACUUCAGGUCCGUCCAUCAGCCUGAGGCUGGUACUAUCAUUUGUCUACAAUGCAUGCUACUUUUAUGUGGCUGGGUACCUUUGAAUAUGUAGUCAUGCGGAGGGAUUCAUCUGGGAGAAGGAAA